CUGCGCGGAAAAGGGAAGACGGAGCGAGAUCGGAGACUCUCAACUGCGCCUGCGCCGGCUGUCCAGGUGGCUUCGCGCCUGGUUACCUGGAACGCGGAGGCUACAGGAAACAGAAUAAACCUUCCAAGGACUGCUAAAACAAAAUCCCUUAUGUCUUGUCUUUAAGAACGUCUUGGCAACUAUGGGUGAAUACAGUAGGUUUAUAGAUUGGGACAAGAUGGAUGCUACCAUCCAAGCUCAAGAUGGGAAGGAACUGACCAGCCCCGAAUUUCACACUGAAAUUCUGAAACCACUGGCUCGCCAAGGUUACUGGGCCAAGAGCCACUCUUUAAGAGCCAAAGUGUACGAUAAAUUGAUCAGCUGUAUCCCUUGCCGCACGGUGACACCGGAUGCCCACGUCUACCGAGACAUUGUGGUGAAAAUUGUCGGCAAGCGAAACAGCAGCACGCUUCCCCUUCCGGAAUUUGUAGAUAAUAGCUUGGUUCCCACGUAUUGCCUGAACGCUGAGGGCAUCGGAGCCAUCAGGAAAAUCAUUUCCUGCAUCGGAAGCCAGUUCCCAGACAUCUCCUUCUGCCCGGCUCUGCCUUCCGUGGUGGCCCUCCUCCUUCACUACAGUAGGGAUGAAGCUGAAUGCUUUGAGAAAGUUUGCCGCAUCUUGGCCUGCAACGAUCCAUCCAAGCGCUUCAUCGAUCAGACCUUCUUGGCUUUUGAGUCAUCCUGCAUGACCUUCGGAGACCUGGUUAACAAGUACUGCCAGGCAGCUCACAAACUUAUAGUAGCCAUCUCUGAAGAUGUGUUGGAGGUCUACUCGGAUUGGCACCGGUGGCUUUUUGGGGAGCUGCCCCUCGUCUACAUCGCCCGCGUCUUUGACGUGUUCCUGGUAGAAGGUUACAAGGUGCUCUACCGCGUCGCGCUGGCUCUCCUCAAAUUCUUUCACAAAUUCAGAGUUGGGCAGAGCCUGGAGUCGGAAAACGUGCAGCAGGACAUCCGAGCGUUUGUGAGGGACAUCGCCAAGUGGGUUUCUCCCGAGAAACUGCUGGAGAAGGCUUUUGCAAUCCGUCUCUUCUCGCGGAAAGAGAUUCAGCUUUUGCAGAUGGCCAACGAGAAGGCUCUUCAGCAGAAAGGCAUCACAGUGAAACAGAAAAGCAGCGCAUCCCCCAAAAGGCAGAAUGUCCACCUGGCUGUUCAUGCUGAGAACUUCAAGUCUGAAAUUGUUGACGUGAAGAAGAUGAGGGACAUCUGGUCGUGGAUUCCUGAGCGCUUUGCCCUUUGUCAGCCUCUGCUGCUGUUUACCACCUCAGAGCAUGGCUUCAGCCUAAACAGGUUUUAUUCCCAUUGUGAGGGACAGGAACCAACUCUCCUUUUGAUUAAAACAACUAUGCAAGAGGUCUGUGGGGCUUAUUUAUCGACAGACUGGAGCGAACGCAAACGAGGAGGAGGCAAGCUAAGUUUCUUUGGGACGGGAGAAUGUUUUGUGUUCAGGCUGGUGCCCGAAGUGGAACGAUACGAGUGGGUUAUAAUUAAGCACCCCGAACUCGCCAUGACUGGCUCCAAACAAGAUAACAAUUCUUCGGCUGUUUCUGACUCCCCAUCCUCCACCAAUCUCCCCUCAGAUCCUUCCAGUCGCCUCUCCCCUUUCCUUUCAGCCCGGCACUUCAACCUGCCUUCCAAAGCAGCGUCCAUGUUUAUGGCCGGUAGCACUGAAUGCAUCAUCAUAGGUGGUGGUGAUGGCCAAGCCCUGUACUUUGAUGCAGACUUGAAUCACGGAAGAACGGGUCAUUGCAAUACUUUCAACAAUCAGCCGCUGUGCUCUGAACAUUUCCAGAUAGCUAUCAUGGAAGUUUGGGGGUUCAAGGACACUAUGAAUAGCUGAGAAGGUUGCCUCCUUCAAAAAAUAAUUAGCCCAUGAAGUAUUUCAGGUUUCUGUGGCCCAUUUCCAGUUGCAGGAACCAAGCUUCCCUUUGAAGCCACAAAAAUUAAGCUUCUUUGUACUUUGUGAACAGCUGAUUUGAGGAUCUCAGAUAAAUCUGGGACCUCUUUGUUUAGUCACUGUGACUUUUUACGUAAUUCCGUGUAGUCUUAAGUGAUUCCAACUCAGCCUCUUUCUGCUCUAUUGAGUUUGAUGCACAGCCUGAUACUUUUUGGUGGAAAGGGGUGAUCUUACAUCAACCUCUCAGUGUAUCCAUAACUCAGUGGAUCCAUUGCGGUCCCCUGGAGGCAUUCAGAUUUUUUUUUCCCAGAUCUUGACAGAUGUGGAUCAGCAGCUGAUGCAAUCUGUAAGUCUCAUUCCUUAUAAAUUUGAGCUUCCAUCCAAAGAGAACUGUAUGUAAUCAAUGGAUUAUGUUGCUAGUUUCUUUCAGUUUUCCUUUCUUCUCGCCCUCUGUGUAUUACGCCCUUCUAGGGAUUUCCUGAUCCCCAUCGAGCUACAGUAGAUGGAAAGAUUUUAUUGCAUAGCACACAAGGACCUUCAGAUCCAGCCCAUUAUUUUUAGGGACUUAGUUCCUUAAAUCUAUUUAACCUCUGCUUUGUGUGUGUGUGUAACAUUGGCGUACCUGGCUGCUGUCCCAAUUGCUAACUUUACUCAUAAUACCAAUAUGUGGGAAAAUAUAUUACAGGAGUCUUAAUUAGUUUUAAUUCUGCAGUGGCACUGAUUUGUAGAUGUUAAGGGAACCCCUUACAUCAUCAUAUUUUUCUGUUUACAUUCCCGGCGCCGCAUAUCGGCAAUAUACUUAUUUUAGGUAAUAGCUUCAGACCGCUGAAGUCCAACGCAAUAUACAUUGUGCACAGAAAUAUUCCCUUCGUCCCUUCGUCCUUUCCUAGACUAUCCCUCUGCAUUUGUGCUUAGAGAAACAGUAUUUCCAAAGCAGUAUUAGCCAUCUGACCUGAAAUAUUCAGUGCAGAGUAAAGCUAUAGUUGACUGGUAUGGGACCUGCAAUGUUUUCAGUAACAUGACUGCCUCUUUAUCUUUGUUUUGGUGCUGUGCGUCUUGAUUUUCAAACCCGGUGUACUGAAUAUGUGUGAAUGUGCAGAUUUUAUUUCUGAUGGUGGGGUUUCCCCCUCCCCUCCAUCCAGAGACAUUUGUGACUUUCUGGCCCCCGUACCUUUCCCCACUUCAUAAUUUAUAUCGCCUCUUCUUCAAGUUGUCAUGGCCUACGUCCGUCUAAAGUGUGUGAGUCUGUGACUGUCCAGCAAUCCAAUUGAUUCUAUUGUAAAAAUAAACUGAGUAUGACUUCAUUUUUCAAA
This is a messenger RNA of Crotalus tigris (Tiger rattlesnake), 3243 nucleotides long. RefSeq names its product TBC1 domain family member 24 (gene TBC1D24). Lineage: Eukaryota; Metazoa; Chordata; Lepidosauria; Squamata; Viperidae. Bases 182 to 1873 code for a protein of 563 amino acids. The transcript has 8 exons. The record is from RefSeq and is a predicted model, not a curated record.